Drosophila novamexicana is the source of this 979-nucleotide messenger RNA. RefSeq lists its product as uncharacterized. Bases 10 to 915 code for a protein of 301 amino acids. The transcript is spliced from 2 exons. The record is from RefSeq and is a predicted model, not a curated record. Lineage: Eukaryota; Metazoa; Arthropoda; Insecta; Diptera; Drosophilidae.
ACUUUCAAUAUGCGUUUUCUAUUAGUUUCGGCCUGCUUGGUGGCCAUCUGCGCCGCGGGCACAUUGCCCAAGCAACAGCCAAAUCCGCUCGAGCAGCGUCUGCUGCAGUUCGCCAAUGAGAAUGGCGAGAUUGAGCUUUUCGCGGAACCCGUGCAGGGUGUUGAGGUUGAACCAAGUUUUGUGGUCUCCUGGCAGGUGCGUCGCAUGAUCCGCAAACUGCAGAAGCAAAUGCCCUGCGGCUGGCCCGAUCUGGGCAUUCCUCCAUUGGCGCCGAUUCGCGUUAGCGAGGCUGACCUGAAUCUGAAACGCGGCAUCUUCGAGACGAUUACUCAUGUGUUCCGUCUUAAGAUCGCCGGUCUGGAUGACUUCAAGAUCAACAAAUUCAAAUUGAAUAUCAUCACUUCGAAGAUCACCUUCGAUUUCCUGUUCAGUAACAUUGAUACGACCGUCCAGAAGUACGAUACUGACACUUUGAUCGAUGCAAUGCGUCAGUUGGGCUUGUCCGUGGAGUAUGAGGGCGACGGCUCGGUGCUCUUCGAUCUGAUUAAUUUGCGUGUCAGCGGAACCUUGAAAUACAAGCUGCCAGUCCUGUGGGGAUCUGCUAAGAUUCUAUCUCUGAAGACCAACAUCGAGCUGGAAGCUGUGGAUUCGGACAUUAGCGGCUUCAUGGGCAAUGGCAAGAUCAAUCGUGCCGUCAAUCGCCAGAUUGAGAAUCUGCUGGUCAAGGGCAUCAAUGAAAAUCAGCAGGCCAUUUCCGAUACCAUUGAGGAUACGUUGGUGCCCCGCGUCAACAAAGUACUCAAGGGCAACGAUUUCUGGACCCUGGUCGAUUUGAUUCUCUCCAGCAGCGAUAACGAGAAUGAGGAUGAUCCAAUUGUUGUUGAUUGUGUGCCACCAGCAGAUCCCUGGGCUUAAAUCACAGACAUACUAGCAUAUCACAAUUCAAUUGCUCAAUAAAGCUUAAAAAGCUCUCUUGCUA